Messenger RNA from Puntigrus tetrazona (Sumatra barb), 3006 nucleotides. It is a transcript of the gene scin, whose product is annotated as scinderin. Gene Ontology annotation, molecular function: phosphatidylinositol-4,5-bisphosphate binding; actin filament binding. The coding region runs from base 116 to 2314 and encodes 732 amino acids. Gene Ontology annotation, biological process: barbed-end actin filament capping; actin filament severing; actin polymerization or depolymerization. Gene Ontology annotation, cellular component: actin cytoskeleton; cytoplasm. The record is from RefSeq and is a predicted model, not a curated record. The transcript is spliced from 16 exons. NCBI's taxonomy places the organism in Eukaryota, Metazoa, Chordata, Actinopteri, Cypriniformes, Cyprinidae.
CACUUAAAGUGUCAGAGGAGACAUCUGCACACGGCUGUUUGCUGAUUCAGUGCUGUCUGACAAUAGAAGUACACUGUCUGUUUCUCACCACAUCUGCACCUGACCUCUCUCAGUCAUGGGGCUUCACCACAAAGAGUUUGAGCAGGCUGGAAAGCUCCCAGGUCUACAGAUAUGGAGAAUUGAAAAGAUGGAACUGACCCCAGUGCCUGAAAACUUACACGGGAACUUCUAUAUCGGCGAUGCCUACCUGGUGCUCCACACUGUCAAACAGAAGAACUCGUGCUUCUACGAUCUACAUUACUGGCUGGGCAAGGAAUGUACCCAGGAUGAAAGUACAGCGGCAGCCAUCUUUACCAUUCAGAUGGAUGACUACCUGGGAGGAAAACCGGUCCAGUACCGUGAACUCCAGGGUUUUGAGUCCACCAACUUCACCAGCUACUUCAAAGGCGGGAUCACAUAUAAGGCCGGAGGUGUGGCAUCAGGGUUUCAACACGUGGUCACCAAUGAUCUUACUGCUUGCCGGCUCUUCCACGUCAAGGGCAGGCGCACUGUCCGGGCCACAGAAGUGCCUCUCGCCUGGGCCAGUUUCAACAACGGUGACUGCUUCAUUGUUGACCUGGGAGCGGUCAUCUAUCAAUGGUGUGGGUCAAAGUGCAACAAGUUUGAGCGCCUCAAAGCUGCACAGGUAGCUAUUGGCAUCCGAGACAAUGAGAGGAACGGACGAGCCCAGCUGGUGGUGAUAGAGGAAGGACAUGAGCCUGAAGCGAUGAUAAAGGUUCUUGGUGAGAAGACUGAAAUCCCUCAAGGUGACGAUAAUGAGGAUGAGGUUGCAGACAUGUCAAACAGAAAAAUGGCCAAACUUUACAUGGUAUCAGAUGCAACAGGGAAAAUGCAAGUGUCGCUUGUGUCAGAUGAAAAUCCAUUUAACCAGAGUGACCUGUUGUCUGAGGAGUGCUUCAUUCUGGACCAUGGAAAAAGCAAAAUGAUAUUUGUGUGGAAAGGCCACACAGCAAAUCCAAGUGAAAGGAAGGAGGCCAUGAAAACAGCUGAGGGCUUCAUUAAGCAGAUGGGAUAUCCUGGAAACACCCAGAUCCAGGUCCUUCCAGAAGGUGGAGAGACACCCAUAUUUAAGCAGUUUUUCAAGAACUGGAAAGAGAAGUACCAGGCUGAGGGUCUAGGCAGAGUGUAUGUCACUGAGCGGAUCGCCAAGAUUAAGCAAGAAGUGUUUGAUGCCUCCAAGCUGCACGAGUCUAAUCAAAUGGCUGCUCAGUACAACAUGGUUGACAAUGGCACUGGAAAAACACAGAUUUGGAGGGUGGAGUGUGGUAAUACCACAGACAAUACCAAGGUUCCUGUUGAUCCAGAGACAUACGGACAGUUCUACGGAGGGGACUGCUAUAUCAUUUUAUAUACCUACACCAAAGGAGAAAUCAUUUACACCUGGCAAGGUUCCAGCAGUACAAUAGAUGAACUGACAGCUUCAGCCUUUCUUACUGUUGAACUGGACCGUUCGCUUGGAGGAAGAGCUGUUCAGGUGCGAGUGACUCAAGGAAAAGAACCACCUCAUUUGCUGAGCCUCUUCAAAGAAAAGCCUCUGAUCGUGUACAAAAAUGGGACUUCUAAGAAGGGAGGACAGGCACCCAUACCUCCAACACGUCUCUUUCAAGUGCGCAAGAACCUGGGCACAAUUACACGGAUUUGUGAGGUGGACGCUAAAGCAUCAAGUUUGAACAGCAAUGAUGCCUACCUUCUGAAGUUACCCGAGGGGAAUGGGUAUUUGUGGAAAGGGAAGGGGGCUAGUGAAGAAGAGGAACGAGGAGCAAAGUACAUGAGUGAGAAACUGAAGUGCCAAACCAAACCAGUUACUGAAGGAAACGAGCCAGAGGACUUCUGGAAAGCUCUGGGUGGAAAGAUGGAAUAUCAGACAUCAGAGAUGUUGGAGAGCAAAUCUAUAGCACAUCCUCCCCGCCUCUUCGCCUGCUCUAACAAAAGUGGAAAGUUUACAAUUGAGGAAGUACCUGGUGAGUUUAACCAAGAUGACCUGGCAGAGGAUGAUGUUAUGUUGAUGGAUGUCUGGGAUCAGGUGUUUGUGUGGAUCGGAAAGGAUGCCAAUGAGGUGGAGAGGACCGAGUCUGUAAAAUCCGCAAAGACCUACAUUGAGACAGACCCAUCGGGAAGGGACAAGGGGACACCUGUCGUAGUGGUCAAGCAGGGACAUGAGCCCCCCACCUUCACUGGCUGGUUCCUGGGAUGGGAUGCCUCUCGAUGGGACAGUGACCUCAUGACAAGAGCAGUGCAAUCACUGCAUAUUUAGUGAAAGUCAAUAGCCUUGGCUGGGAUGAUAAAACAGGAAGCUGUUUACUGAGGCAUGACAAGCAAUUUGACUAUUCCUUUAAAGUGCCCCUAUAAUGGAUUUUUUUUCAUGUUUUUUUUUUUAAAUUCAUGCAGUGUUACACAGCUGUAAGUGAAUGAAAACAUCCUGCGAAGUUUUAAACCUGAAAGUCCACCGUGUUAUUGUCUCUCAAAAGAAAGAGUCGGCUCUUAAUCAUUGGAACAAUUCGUUUUUAAAACGAAUCCCAAGCCGUUUUAUAUUGACGUCAAAAUUAAACAUUAGCAUAUUGCUCACUUCUUGUUCUUUUCUGAAUGAAAAUGCAAUUCUUUGCCGAUAGGUGCCGCUUUUAGAGGAUUAAAAGCUUACAAACACUAGUAGUUUGGAAAAAUGAAUCGUAGAACUGUGUUUGGCAGAAGUUGAACAAAUAAAGUAAAACUAAAUGCAUAUUAUAAGAAAAUAAAAAAUAAACUUUUUUUGUCAGCCUGUUGUUUUAGACCCCCGAAACCAAAAUUUGAAUCUUUUAUAAGCCACAAUAGGGGCACUUUAAAAGUUACUCAACAUGCGUUAGAUCUUAAAGUUGUGUAUUUCGCUUUAAUUUGCUUGCACGGGUUUAUAUUUCUGCUCUGGAUUUCUGUAAGCAUGUUUUCAAAACGUACAAUAAAAGAAUACAUUUA